Molecule: messenger RNA, 1065 nt
Organism: Kluyveromyces marxianus DMKU3-1042
Lineage: Eukaryota; Fungi; Ascomycota; Saccharomycetes; Saccharomycetales; Saccharomycetaceae
Gene: PEX15
Product: Pex15p
Exons: 1
Coding region: 1-1065 (354 amino acids)
Source: RefSeq, a predicted model, not a curated record
AUGACCCAAAAGAGCGUACGCUUCGCUAAAACGAAGAAACUCGAUCAAUUACUUGAUGAUAGUCGCUUUAGGAUUGAGUCAGAGCCUAUUGACGAAGAAAGGUUGAACGCUCAAGAAUGCCUUGAUCUAUUUGUGAAAGGUGAUUUAAAGGGCUGCAUUGAGCUAAUGUACCUCAAUGGACUUCUUUCGGAUGAAAAAAUGGGCAACUCGAUGGAAUCAUGGCAAUUAAUGAUGGAUUGUAUUAGUCAACUUGAAAAUGUGUCGUUGUUGGGUACAAGUAUUGAGAGGACGUUAACACAGUGGUUUAGUCAAGAACAUGAGCUUCAAAGGUUGGUCAUGAAACAACCUUUGAAUGAGCAGUUGAAUACUAUGUAUCAAUUUUACUACUCUUCGUUAAGAUUUUGGAAACAAAAUAUGAAAAGGUAUUACGAACACAUCGACGCAAUUUCAAUUUCCUGCAGAGAGUUAGUGUUACAGACUUCUAGAAGAUGCACAACACCUCAAGAAAUCCAACAACUCGCACAGCUACUCGAUUUUCUAAUAUUUGACGUGCAAGUCGAUACUUUGAAGAAAGCGGUAAAUUUGUCAAUGUACACUCGCUUUUGCCAGUUAGACAACCAGUUGGAAUCCAAAUUCAAGAACAACAAAUUAGAAACAGCAUCAACAGAUAUAGACGCUUAUUUCAGACAGAAAAUACAAUUCAGAAUGCCAAAACAGAAACAAAAAAAGACAAUAAUACCUGUGAAAUCCCCUAAUAUUACAACAUUGUCAUCUCAUACAGAUCCCAAAUUCAAUUCUACCCAAAGUGAGACCCUUCAGAAAAACCCAGAAAAAGGAAUUAUACAGUCAUCUUUUAUGGUUCCAAUUCUACGACAAAUAAGAAGGUAUAUACCCAAUUGGUCGCCUCAUUUCGUCGCCUCAAUUAUCCUCUUUGCCAUUUCCGUAAUUCUUCCAGUUGCAAGAAGAUCUGUAACUUUUAACGUAUUAUGGAAACAUAGCAAAGACAAAGUCGCAACUGCAUUGACACUACUAACAAAUGUAUUAAAUACUCUAGCAUCACUGUGA